Gigantopelta aegis is the source of this 2072-nucleotide messenger RNA. RefSeq names its product alpha-(1,3)-fucosyltransferase C-like. Lineage: Eukaryota; Metazoa; Mollusca; Gastropoda; Neomphalida; Peltospiridae. The coding region runs from base 463 to 1641 and encodes 392 amino acids. Gene Ontology annotation, cellular component: membrane. The record is from RefSeq and is a predicted model, not a curated record. The transcript has 3 exons. Gene Ontology annotation, molecular function: alpha-(1->3)-fucosyltransferase activity.
AAAACAGAAGAAGAAAAAAAAACGGGUUUACUGGUCAUAGUCAAUACUCCACCGCCCCGCUUUAUGAAUUGCAUCGACCGACGGGUUUACACCACGUGUAUGGACAUCGCAAGUUCCGCACUGUCGGUACAGGACAGCAGGUCGUUGUCUUACAAAAGAAACGAAAUAAACAAACACAAAAAGAAAGUAUAGCAAUAUAUAAAUCCAUGUUGUGUCGGGACAGUUUCUACCUUUCUGUGUCAACUGACAACAAAACACUGCGUCUGCUAGCAUUUGUUGUUUGCUAUUCUAUUUUUAUACUCGAGGGAGGUAAGGCGGCAGAUUUUCACUGCACGGAUUCGGAAUAAUCGACGAGGUGGAUGCAGUGACAGGUGGGGAUGUUGGCUGCAGGUGUAAAUGUUGUUUUACAGAAUAUCUGCUUCGAAAGAUGCUUCGUGGUGGGAUAGAAAUACAGUAUGAUGCAUGAUGGCCAUCCGACUUCCUCUACGAAUGCGUAAAAAGUUUCACUAUCUUUUACUGGUAUCCUGCGUGGUUUUCUCGGGUUUCCUUUUGCUUCCGGUUUGGCGUUGUCCACCGGAAGGAUGCUCGAGUCGGACCGGACCUCACAUUCGGAAGUUUCCGGAAAGGUCGUGGAGGAACGGCAGCCACAAGACCAUCCUCCGCUGGACCGGAUUCUUCGGUGACGAAACCUGGGAGAACACCGACGACCGAUAUCUCCGUGGUUGCAAGGUCAGCACGUGCAGACUGACCAACGACAAGGAGCAGCUCGAUAAUGCCGACGCUGUCAUCUUCCACGCCGGCGCCGUCUUCAACUUCUGGAGGGGAAUCACGUGGCCGCCGCGCAGACGUCCGGACCAGGUGUGGGUUUUGCAGAACGUGGAACCCCCGCCACGUGUCCCGCUCAACAUGGAAGGCCUCGGCGGCAUGUUCAACUGGACGGCGUGGUAUCGGCUCGACUCGGACGUUCCCGUCACUUACGGCGGAUAUCGACGGAAAUUCGAGAAGUCUUCGCACAAUUUCGCCGUCGAGAGACCCAGACUGGCAGCAUGGAUGUCCAGCAACUGUUACGACUUCGCGCGAAGAAUGCUCAUCAUUCGGGAGGUGAAGAAACACCUCCUUAUGGACUUGUUCGGCAAGUGCGGUGGUAAGAGAUGUCCGGAGACGAUCUGCAGCGACACGAUUUCUGUGUAUAAAUUCUUCUUCACCAUGGAGAAUUGCAUCUGCAAAGACUACGUCACAGAGAAGUUUUGGGAAGCAUUAAGACGCAGGCAGGUGCCAGUGGUGAUGGGAGGGGCGCCGUACAAAAAACUGGCGCCGCCUCAUUCUUAUGUAGAUAUAAACGAUUUCAAAGACAUGAAGAGUUUGGCUGAUUAUUUGAUUAAAGUUGGCGAGAACGACGUGGAGUAUAAUAAAUAUUUGGAGUGGACUAAGUCGUACGAGAUUUAUGGCGAGCUAGAGGCUCGGAGAAUUUUUUGGUGCGACCUGUGUGAGGCUCUACACGAUAAAUCACGACCCGCGCAGGUGUACGAGGAUCUGAAUGGCUGGUUCACAGAAAACCCCGAAACGUGCCCCCAGUGGAGUUUACAAAACCAGCUGGGUCGGUGGAUAGAUGGAUUUCUCAUUACUUGGGGACUAAUGUAGCCCUUUUUGUUCUUUGGUGCUAACUGGAAUGCGGUGAAGCGCAAGAAAGAACCAUGCCUGCUUCUAAUCAAACUGUCAAUCAGUGUUACUUAUAGAAAGACCUCAAAACCACUGUUCCCCAGAUAGACAAUAAAUUGGAUCGGGAGUGAGGUUGAGGUAUACGUCAACCUUCCUAGAAAAGGGGCACGGUAAAGUAGUCCACAGCCGACUCUGUUCUCAGAUUAUCACGAAUUGUAGCCACACAGUUGGUCUCUGGUGCACUGGGGCAUUUUAUGAAAAGUGUUAGCAUACGUUGUCAAAUACAAAUACCGGCCUCGUUGGCGUCGUGGUUAGGCCAUCGGUCUACAGGCUGGUAGGUACUGGGUUCGGAUCCCAGUCGAGGCAUGGGAUUUUUAAUGCAGAUACCGACUCCAAAUCCUGAGUGAGUAAUC